Molecule: messenger RNA, 1108 nt
Organism: Galeopterus variegatus (Sunda flying lemur)
Lineage: Eukaryota; Metazoa; Chordata; Mammalia; Dermoptera; Cynocephalidae
Product: endophilin-A3-like
Exons: 3
Coding region: 105-653 (182 amino acids)
Biological process (GO): synaptic vesicle uncoating
Cellular component (GO): glutamatergic synapse; presynapse
Molecular function (GO): protein binding
Source: RefSeq, a predicted model, not a curated record
AUCAAACUCAUAAUCACAAAUAAAUUUGAACAUGUUCUCCCAGCAUGUACAGCUCUAUACCAUAACCUGCAUGAUUAUUAUGCAGGGCACCAAGAUGAAAUUAAAUGAAAUGGACCAGAGCCCAGGCAGAUGCCAGGCUUCCCUGCACAGCUGGGUCUUUGCUGCUGGUCUCCUCUCUCUGGAUGUUAUAUAGGCUCUGGCCUCCAGGGAGUAAUUUUCCACUUCUGCUGCAGGUGGAACAAGUCAGCCAGUUGGCCGUGUUUAUAGAGGCAGCAUUAGACUAUCACAGACAGUCCACAGAGAUCCUGCAGGAGCUUCAGACCAAGCUACAGAUACGAAUAUCAGCUGCAUCCAACAUCCCCAAACGAGAGUACAAGCCAAGGCCUGUGAAGAGGAGUUCUAGUGAGCUCAACGGGGUUUCCACCACCUCUGUAGCAAAGACCACAGGUUCUAACGUUCCCAUGGACCAGCCCUGCUGUCGUGGCCUCUAUGACUUUGAGCCAGAAAACCAAGGAGAAUUAGGAUUUAAAGAAGGGGACAUCACUACAUUAACCAAUCGAAUAGAUGAAAACUGGUAUGAAGGAAUGAUACACGGGGAAUCCGGAUUCUUCCCCAUUAAUUACGUUGAAGUGAUCGUGCCUUUACCUCGGUAAAUGUGUAACUCAAACUUUGGACAUACUUUCACAACUGAAAUGAAUUCACGCCAGUGUUGUCUCAGUGUGGUGUUCUGUGACAACGUUGCUCUCUGACCAACUUAACGACUUUUGUAUGUGUGUUCUCUUUAUAAUGUAUUUUGUAUCAAUUUAAUUUGUAUAAAUGAUUUUCCUGUCCUAGCUACAUGAAAAUAGUUUUCUUUUUUGCCGAUUGUCCUAAAAGUCAUUGGUUAAACGUGUGUAUUUCCUGUUGCUAAAAAUAAGUCUCACCCACUGCCGUUAUGUCAGCGAAUUGCCUAUAUUCCUCAGCUGCGAGAGAAUGCCACAGCUGAAACUAAGAAAUGCUAAAUAUUUUGUUUCUUGACAUUACCGAUGGCAUCUGGUCUUUUCCCUUCAUCAUGUUUAAGCUUACCUGUGAAUAGCCCAAUAAAGAUGACACACUGUGUUGGCAAAAA